UCGGAAGAAAAAAUGCAUUUAAACGGACUGAUAACGUUUUUGCUGUCCGGUUUGUGAACGAUUUUCUGGAAGCUUCAAAACCACACAGGUUAGAAAAUACUCAGAUCUGAGAAGAUGCAUAGAAACUCCAAAUCAUCCAGGAAUGCUCUCAACUUGAUAUAAUAAUCCUUGCAACUGAGAAACUUUGGUGUGCAGGUUUUCCAUAAAGAUGGCAUCAGAAGGUGGUGACUUCAAUGCAGACACAAGUCUCGAUUCCAUCAUUAAUGUGUUCGGGCUUACAUCCAGUGAAACUCUCAAUGGAUUUGCUGAAAUGUGGUACCAGGUUUUCCUAUGGGCUCUCUUCUCAUCCAUUUUUGCCCAUGUGGUGGCAGCUUUGAUAGCAUUCUGUCGACUACGGAAACAUCGAUAUGGACGUUGGAUUCCUGCUGUUUUACUAGGCAUGGGUGUUCUCUCCCCUCUCACUGGUGGUGUGAUCACAAGUGCAGCCAUCGCCGGGUUUUACCGAGGGUCAGAUUUUGUGAUGAAACCAUUCUAUGCUUUGUGUUGGGGAUUUGCACAAACUCUUUUUGUGAUUAUUGUGUCAUUUACAAGAAUUUUAUCAACUUUAUGAUGAUGCAGCUUAAGACUGAUAUUUUAAUAAAAGUUGUUGUUUACAAUGAUUUAAAAUGGACAGCAUCACCAUUUCCUAUUUAUCUUUUGUGGAAGAAACCAGUGAGGACAACAAAAAGAAAAUUUCAGUUUUUCUGUCAGUGAAAUGUAAUACAUAUUUAUAUUUCAAAAACAAGUGUGUGUCAUAUCCUGAAAUACAGAUGUGUAGUAAUUGUUCACUUCACUGCCUCCCGAGGGAUCAAACCUGGGACCACUAGCGUACUAGUCUGAUGAUUGUGUGAUCAAGCUAAAGACAGGAUCUCUUUAGUAGAACGGUAUAUUACAGCUAGUAUUUACCAGUGUUCUUAAAAGGACCCAUUAAAGUGUUAACGAUGGAUAAAGUUGAUAGGAUAGAGGGGAUUUGUCUAACAACUUUCCUAUAUGUGGAAAUGUGAGAUUAAUUUCUAAGUAUGAUGUCAGUCUUCAUUAAAAUUUGAUCUGGAGCAUCUUUAGAUGAAGGGAACAGAGUGUUGUGUCAGUGAUGAUGAGUUUGACCUUCUUUGUAGGGCAAGCUAAGUUGCCAUUUAUUCCUGGAGCGAUGUUAAUCUUGUUCUUAACCAAAUCGUAUAUGACAUCUAAUUUAGUAAACAAGAUAUCUAAUUAUCUUUUUUGAUGAAAGAAAAUGUAUUAAGAUGUAUUUGAUAAUAUUAAAUUUAAUAUGUCCUUCACUGGGAGCCAGGAAGGACUAUAGUUUUGCAUAUUGUCUCUCUUUCUGUCAGCUACUUUGUCCAGGAUGUAUCUCUUACACUACUUGUCGGUGGAGUUUCAUACUUGAUGGAAAGGUUUGCGUUGGUAAGGUGGUGUGUUGGCCAUUUAUGUCAAAUUGUGUUUUUACCUUUAUAUCUAAUUCACUAUAUUAGACAUCUUGUGUAAACAAGUUAGAUGUAAUAUUUGAUAAAUUAGGUAUUGUAUUUAAUUAAGUUCAGGCACUGAAUCAAUAUUGCUCCAUAAAUAUAUGACAACUUAACUUGGUUGCAAUACUUCUGUUCUUGAGAAGCAAAUGGCAGAACAGGGCAUAUUUGUAACAGGAUAGCUUGUCAUACGUUAAACAGAAAUCUAUCAAGGGUUCCAAGUAGUUUAAAUUAAAUCUUCUUUCGAUUUUUACACAUCCAAGGACUCAAGUUUUUAAGUUUUCUUUGAAUUCCUUGAAGCUGUUUCUGUAAAUUUUCUGCUUUGUUGACCUGUUAAAGCGUUUCAAUUUCAUUCUGUCAAUUAUACAUAUAACUGGUAAUUUGUAUCUAUUUCAGUCUACUAAUGUGUUUACAUAAAAAAAGUCUUAAAGAGAUCUUGCAGUAAUUUAAUAUUUAACAUAAUGAGUUACAGGCUGAUGGUGUGUGGAUA
Messenger RNA from Ylistrum balloti, 1989 nucleotides. Its product is annotated as transmembrane protein 170B-like. The record is from RefSeq and is a predicted model, not a curated record. The coding region runs from base 209 to 610 and encodes 133 amino acids. Lineage: Eukaryota; Metazoa; Mollusca; Bivalvia; Pectinida; Pectinidae. The transcript is spliced from 5 exons.